UCCGGGCGGCUGCGGGGAGGAAGGAAGGGAGGGAGGGCGGCCGGCUCCCUUCCUUUCACGCCAGAUUUUGCAAAAGGCAAAGUCCAGUUUACCCCUUUCGCAAGAAUUAAAAGAGGCGGCUCCGUUACUUGUGUUCGUUUUUUUCUUUUUUCUUUUAACGUCUAGGGAGAGCCAUGGCCGCCCGCUUGUUCGAGGGGAAAGACCACGCAGUUUUUUACCAGAAAUACCGGUUCUCCCUCCAGGAGAACCAGCAAAGGGUGAUUUUCUCAUACCUGGAUGAAAAGUUGAGUUCUUUUCGUCUGGCCGUGGACGUGGGGUGCGGCUCAGGCCAGUGCACUCACCUGCUGGCCAAGCGUUUCGAGAAGGUGGUCGGGACCGACAUCAGUGAUGCUCAGAUUGAGGAAGCCAAUCGGGCGCCCCACCCUCCCAACGUCUCUUACCUCGUCUGCCCGGCGGAGAAGCUGCCCUUCGAAGACCACUCCGUGGACCUGGUGACGGCGUUUUCGGCGGCCCACUGGUUCGACAUUCCUCGCUUCAUGGCGGAAGUGGAGCGGGUUCUCAAACCCACCGGUUGCGUGAUCUUGUCCAGCAGCACGUUGGACAUGAGGCUGCACUACGGGGAUCGUACGGAGAAGCUCACACAGAUUUUCACGCAGUUUCAAGAACAGCUGAAUGUGUACGCCAAUGAAAAGAUCAACCGAGUUACGGAUGACUACGAAGAAAUAUUCAUGUCCCUGCCCUUCCAGGACAAAAAGAGAAUUACCGGUGUGCUUGAUAAAGUCCCCAUGACUGUGGCUGAGCUGAUGGGAUUAAUCCAGUCGUUCUCCAUGUACCAAAUGUUUCUAAAAGACCAGCCUGAGGCAGCCAAAGCUGCCCUCCAAAAUACCGAACAAAGGAUCCUGGAGACGAUGGGAGUUUCUUCUCGAGAAACGCAGCUGGAGUUUUGGACACGACAAGUCUGUGUUCUGGGUUGCAGGAGCUCUUAACUGCAUAUCAGUGAUGCCGCACCCCAAGAGAAAAAUCAGGCCAUGAAGAGGUGGGGUUGGGUAGGGGCAAAGAGAAAAGUCCCCAAAUUAUCCUGAUCCUCAGGUACUGUGGCUCAAAGGUAGACUGCUCCUGCAGCUGGUGUUUCUAUGGAAUGCUCGGGGUAUCAUUUUUUGGGGGAUACACUUUAAAAAGCUACUAAUGCUCACAGCACACAAUACAGUGGUGCCUCGCUUAACGACGAUAAUCCGUUCCAGGAAAAUCGCUGUUAAGCGAAAACAUCGUAAA
Molecule: messenger RNA, 1272 nt
Organism: Pogona vitticeps (central bearded dragon)
Lineage: Eukaryota; Metazoa; Chordata; Lepidosauria; Squamata; Agamidae
Source: RefSeq, a predicted model, not a curated record